This is a messenger RNA of Quercus lobata, 1390 nucleotides long. Its product is annotated as translation factor GUF1 homolog, chloroplastic. Lineage: Eukaryota; Viridiplantae; Streptophyta; Magnoliopsida; Fagales; Fagaceae. The coding region runs from base 16 to 1281 and encodes 421 amino acids. Gene Ontology annotation, biological process: positive regulation of translation. Gene Ontology annotation, molecular function: ribosome binding; GTP binding. The transcript is spliced from 14 exons. The record is from RefSeq and is a predicted model, not a curated record.
UUAUAGUACUUACAUAUGGCAUUGAACUUCAUCCUAAGUCAUAUAUUUUGCUUCCUUGAAUCUAUAUGCAGUUACUAUGAUCCAUAUAGGGGUGUUAUAGUAUAUUUUCGCGUCAUCGAUGGGAGCAUAAAGAAAGGUGACAGAAUUUAUUUUAUGGCCAGUGGGAAGGAUUAUUCUGCUGAUGAAGUUGGAGUUUUGUCUCCUAAUCAGUUGCAAGUUGAAGAACUGUUUGCUGGUGAGGUAGGCUAUCUUUCAGCUUCUAUAAGAUCAGUUGCAGAUGCUAGGGUGGGUGACACAAUUACACACUACAGUAGAAAGGCGGGAAACUCACUUCCUGGAUACGAGGAAGCCACUCCUAUGGUGUUCUGUGGCCUGUUUCCUGUUGAUGCAGACCAGUUCCCUGAGUUGCGUGAUGCACUUGAGAAACUGCAACUCAACGAUGCUGCGUUGAAGUUUGAACCAGAGACGUCAAGUGCCAUGGGUUUUGGCUUCAGAUGUGGGUUCUUGGGUCUUCUCCACAUGGAAAUAGUUCAGGAGAGGCUCGAGAGGGAAUACAAUCUGAGCCUGAUCACUACAGCGCCAAGUGUUGUAUAUAGAGUGACUUGUGUAAAUGGUGAUACUGUUGAAUGCUCAAACCCAUCUAUACUUCCUGAACCUGGAAAGAGGAGGUUGAUUGAGGAGCCAUUUGUUAAGAUUGAGAUGCUUACGCCAAAAGACUAUAUUGGUCCACUUAUGGAGCUGGCUCAAGACAGAAGGGGAGAGUUUAAAGAAAUGAAAUAUAUUACUGAGAAUAGAGCAUCACUCACCUAUGAGUUACCUCUAGCAGAGAUGGUAGGCGAUUUCUUUGACCAGCUGAAGUCCAGAAGUAAGGGUUAUGCCAGCAUGGAAUACACAUUUGUUGGGUACAAGGAAAGUGAAUUAUUAAAACUUGACAUUCAGAUUAAUGGCGAUAGUGUGGAACCAUUGGCUACUAUUGUGCACAGGGAUAAGGCAUAUGCUGUGGGAAGAGCUUUGACUCAAAAGCUGAAGGAGCUUAUACCUAGACAAAUGUUUAAAGUACCCAUCCAAGCUUGCAUAGGUUCAAAAGUGAUUGCUAGUGAAUCUUUAUCAGCAAUUAGGAAGGAUGUUUUAUCUAAAUGCUAUGGUGGGGAUAUUUCAAGGAAGAAGAAACUGCUUAAAAAACAGGCUGAGGGAAAGAAAAGAAUGAAGGCAAUUGGUAAAGUUGAUGUACCCCAAGAAGCCUUCAUGGCUGUCUUAAAACUUGAAAAGGAAGUAUUGUGAUCAUAAUUCUUUGUAGCAAGAAAUGAUGUGAAAUUAUUGUGAAAUUACAGUUAUUGUGGGAAAUAUGAGAAGAUUUUGCCAUAUUUUCAUCUUUGUUUUCGUGCUGUUA